This is a messenger RNA of Crotalus tigris (Tiger rattlesnake), 3388 nucleotides long. RefSeq names its product lysyl oxidase like 4 (gene LOXL4). Gene Ontology annotation, cellular component: membrane. The record is from RefSeq and is a predicted model, not a curated record. The transcript is spliced from 15 exons. Lineage: Eukaryota; Metazoa; Chordata; Lepidosauria; Squamata; Viperidae. The coding region runs from base 149 to 2413 and encodes 754 amino acids. Gene Ontology annotation, molecular function: copper ion binding; protein-lysine 6-oxidase activity. Gene Ontology annotation, biological process: peptidyl-lysine oxidation.
GACCUUGUCAGCCAGAGGUUUUGCAGCGGGCGACCAGCCUCCCCCCCCCUUUAGAGCCAGCUGCCGACAACAGGUUUGUCGGACCCGGGAGAGCACCUCUUCCCCUUGUUCCUUGGCUGCACGGGUCUCCACCAGCACUGGACCAGAAAUGCACUCUCUGCAGGUGUAUCCUCUUACCUUCCUCCUCCUCCUCCUCCUCCUCCUAUGUCUUCAAGUUCCUAGCUGGGCAAAACAUCCCAAAAUUAAGCUGCGCUUGGUGGGGCCCAGGAGCCAAGCAGGUGAAGGGCGGCUGGAGGUGCUGUACAAAGGACAGUGGGGCACAGUGUGUGAUGAUGACUUCAACAUCCAUGUGGCAAAUGUGGCCUGCAGAGAGCUGGGCUAUGAUCAGGCCAUAAACUGGGCUCACAGCGCCAAAUAUGGCUCAGGAGAUGGUCCCAUCUGGCUGGACAAUAUACGCUGCUCAGGUACCGAAAGCUCCCUGGCUGAAUGUGCCUCCAAUGGUUGGGGGGUGACUGAUUGCAACCAUAAUGAAGAUAGUGGCGUGGUGUGCACAGGGCCCCGCCGACUCAAUUCUGCUGCUUCACAUGUCCAGCUGCAGGGUACAAAGGUAGAGGAGGUACGGAUCAAGCCGAUACUGGCCCGAGCCAAAUUAAGCUCUCCUGUCACAGAAGGUGCGGUAGAAGCAAAGAUCCAGGGACGCUGGCGUCAGGUGUGUGAUGCUGGCUGGACUCGAAACAAUACUCGUGUACUGUGUGGGAUGCUAGGAUUCCCCUAUGAAGGACAGGUGGCCACAGGAUUCUACAGGAAACUCUGGAAUCAGAAAAUGAAGGAUCCAAGAUCCAGCCUAAAAAGCCUGAGCAAGAAGAAUACCUUCUGGAUCCAUCAGAUUAAGUGCCUGGGCACUGAGGUUCACUUGGGUCAAUGCAAACUACAUGUGCUUCCAAAAGCUCAGAAUCAAAGUGCCUGCCCACAUGGUAUACAUGCCUUGGUCAACUGUAUAGCAGGUCCUGAAUUCCAGCCCAAGAAAGCCAAACUAUCCAGCCAUAGCAAGCCUAAACAGCAGGAACCCAAGGUGCGUCUCCGUGCAGGUGCACACAUAGGUGAAGGGCGUGUGGAAGUGCUAAUAGGUAACCAGUGGGGCACUGUGUGUGAUGAAGGCUGGAAUCUACUUGCUGCCAGUGUGGUGUGUCGGCAGUUAGGUUAUGGCACUGCACGAGAAGCUCUUUCAGGAGCACAGUUGGGCCAAGGCCUGGGUCCUAUCCAUUUAACAAAAGUGCGGUGCAAGGGACAUGAACCAUCACUGAUGGACUGCAGGUCCCAAAAAGCAGCUCAGACAGGAUGCCGGCAUGACAAUGAUGUUGCUGUCCGCUGCAAUGUGCCCCAAACAGAUGCCCAACAUCAAAUUCGUCUGGCUGGUGGGCGCACUUCAGAGGAAGGUGUUGUGGAAGUCCUGGUGCCCAGAGGAAGUGCCUUCCGCUGGGGUGCUGUGUGUGGGGAACACUGGGGACUCAUGGAGGCCAUGGUUGCUUGUCGACAGAGGGGGCUGGGCUUUGCAAGCCAUGCUCUCCAGGAAACAUGGUACUGGCAAGGCAAUGCAGAUGCUUCUGAGGUGGUGCUGAGCGGUGUGCGCUGUAAAGGCACAGAACUGUCUAUCCUACAAUGCCAGCACCACGGACCCGUGCAUUGUCCUAAUGGGGGUGGCCGUUUUGUUGCAGGAGUCACCUGCACCCAGAAUGCCCCAGAUCUAGUAAUGAAUGCCCACCUGAUACAGGAGACGGCUUAUCUUGAGGACCGCCCAUUGAACAUGCUAUAUUGUGCCCAUGAGGAAGGCUGCCUUUCUGCCUCUGCUGACCGUAUGAACUGGCCAGAGGGGCAUCGACGCCUGCUGCGCUUCUCCUCUCAGAUUCACAACCUGGGCCAGGCUGACUUCCUUCCCAAAAUUGGCCGUCAUGCAUGGAUAUGGCAUGAAUGCCACAGACAUUUCCACAGCAUUGAGGUUUUCACACAUUACGACUUACUGACACUCAAUGGUUCCAAGGUGGCUGAGGGACACAAGGCCAGCUUCUGUCUGGAGGACACCAACUGCCCAGAAGGAAUGCAGCGGCGUUUUGGCUGUGCUAAUUUUGGAGAGCAGGGUGUCAGUGUAGGUUGCUGGGACACAUACAGACAUGAUAUUGACUGCCAGUGGAUAGAUAUCACUGAUGUGCCUUCUGGGAGUUACAUAUUCCAGGUUGUAGUGAACCCUAAGCAGGAGGUAGCAGAGUCUGACUUUUCCAACAAUGCCCUUCGCUGUCAGUGCCAGUAUGAGGGACAUCGUAUUUGGUUGCAUGGAUGCCAUACAGGUGACGAGUAUGGUGCCAUGAUAGAGUGGGAUGAGGAAGCACAACGGAGAUUGAGCAGCAACUUUGUCUAAGGCAAAUAUUCCAGAUACAGCUGGAAUUCCCAAAGAACCCGGAUCCAGAUCUUCUCACAGCUCAAAACAAUUCAGCAUGGGCUAUGGUAGAAUCCAAGCAGAUGCUGGCUAGCACAAGAACUAGACUCUACAGACAGAUUAUUUCAAGACCCUCUUCUCCUCCCCCAGCCAUUUGUCCAGGAUUGACACACACAGUGGUACCACAGACUUUAUGGCUGUGCUGUGGCUAUCACUCCUUUGCGUUACAUUACAUAGUCCAGCUUGUCUGGUCCGCUUUCUCUAUUUAUUCAGCUUGGCAACUAUGGUCAAAUAUGGGACUGAAAUGACCUGAUGGGGGACACUACAGUCUUUCUCAUGCCCAGCUAAGAGAAUAGUACAGAGCAAAGAGGACCAUGCUUUUGCCUUGCUGGCGGAAGGGGUGUGUGAGUAUUGCAACCCAGAAAAACUACCUCAGCCAGCAUCAUCUGCUGACAAGCUUUUAUCUCAGGAGCCUGGUUCAUCUCAAGACAUAUCAAACCAUCUCAUGACAUAUCAUUGUUUUCAGCCCCAUAUUCCCCUUUGCCACAAAGGCAUACAACAGCAUGCAACAUGCCAGUAGACCCAAGCAUCCAUACCCACCUUACCUCUGGUGCAGAAGAGCUUCAUCCUGCCAUGGAUGUAGAUACCUCCAGAUCCAAAAAUUCAAGUCAGACCAAAGGAUGCAGAAAAGGCACCUAUGAACCCUUCUGUAAGAAGACACUACUUGGGCCAUGCUAUUAGUUUAAAUAGUAAGAGAUUAGGGAAGUGGGACAGUAUUAUUAACUAUGGAGUUAGUAAUGUGCAAUGAAUUGUGAUGGUUAAUAGGGAGUGUAAAAUACUAUUUGGGGAUCACCUGCUCAGGGAAGAAUCACGAGCCUCUCCCAAGAAAAACAAAAGGUGAAAUUUUGUACAAUUUAUGAAGUUUGACCCUGCCAAUAAAAGGCUUUUUGAACCACA